AUGCUUGCCGAGCAAAUGAAACGUUAUGUGCAGGCUUUUGAUUUAAACCUACUCAGCUCAUCCACUAUUGAAGCAAGCUCUUUCAACGACUCUACGGAUACUUGGCGCUUUAAGAUUCGCACACCAUGGGGAUUAAAAACAGUUACAUCCAAACAUGUUGUGCAAGCAACCGGGGUUGGGUGCACCAAGCCAUAUAUCCCCCAGCUUCCAGGCAGCUACGAUGGUGUCAGCAUUCAUUCGUCGCAGUAUAAGAAUCCCUUGGAACUGAAGAAGCUCGGAGUCAAGUCCGUGAUUGUUGUUGGAUCAGCCAACUCAGGAUUCGAUCUCAUGGAAGACUGUGCAAAGGCUGGUGUUGAGACAACCAUUGUUGCCCGUAGCCCUACAUAUAUUUUUCCCUGGGACUACUCUCUCGACCCUCUAGGCCUAGGCGUGUACGACAGUUUGCCAGUCGAUUUGGCAGACAAAAUCAUGAUGAGCAGCCCCUUGGGAGUUGGUGGCCAGAUAAUGGUAGAACAGGCUGCCGUUCUAGCAGCUAAGGAGCCAAGUCGAUACCAUGCACUCGCCGAAGCGGGAUUUCCCGUUUAUGACAGUCUCCAUGGUGGAGACCUCUUGCAUAACCUUAUUGAAAGGGCAGGGGAUCAUUUCAACGAGAUUGGCGAUGGUAUUGGGCUGAUAGUGGCCGGUACUGUUGCAGUAAAAUCAAACGUUGAACCCACUGAGCUGAUAACUACUGGCUUGAAAUUUAGUGAUGGAUCAACCGUGAAUGCAGAUGCGAUUCUCUGGUGCACGGGGUUCGCGGACAAGAACCGCGAAGCCACCAUAGAGAUUUUUGGUCAGAGGCUUUACGUCGAAGGAGAUAAUCCAGAAGACAAGAUUCUGGGUCCAGAAGAGAUUGCUUCGUGGAGAGACGGCAUCUGGGGAGUUGAUUUCGAGGGGGAGGUUCGCGGCAUGUGGAAACGUCAUCUUCGAGUGAAGAAUUAUUGGGUCGCUGGAGGUGGUACUUCACACCAUCGUUAUUUUUCCCGACUACUGGCUUUGCAGAUUAAGGCGUCAAUUGAGAGAUUCUUGCCUGUCGCAUAUCGCCAAUCGCCGGAUCAUUCUUGA
This is a messenger RNA of Penicillium verhagenii, 1104 nucleotides long. RefSeq lists its product as uncharacterized. Bases 1 to 1104 code for a protein of 367 amino acids. Gene Ontology annotation, molecular function: flavin adenine dinucleotide binding; monooxygenase activity. NCBI's taxonomy places the organism in Eukaryota, Fungi, Ascomycota, Eurotiomycetes, Eurotiales, Aspergillaceae. The transcript is spliced from 2 exons. The record is from RefSeq and is a predicted model, not a curated record.